Camellia sinensis is the source of this 2244-nucleotide messenger RNA. It is a transcript of the gene PDE135, whose product is annotated as Xanthine/uracil permease family protein. Gene Ontology annotation, biological process: transmembrane transport. Gene Ontology annotation, cellular component: membrane. The record is from RefSeq and is a predicted model, not a curated record. Gene Ontology annotation, molecular function: transmembrane transporter activity. NCBI's taxonomy places the organism in Eukaryota, Viridiplantae, Streptophyta, Magnoliopsida, Ericales, Theaceae.
UAACGUAAUCCUAAACCGCCUCUCUCUCUCUCUCUCUCUCUCUCUCUCAUUAUCAUUUUGUCAGUAUUUUUAAUGUUCUUUAAUGUUCGAACGUGUUCGUGUUUAAUGAUCUGAUCUCGAAUAAAUUAUUUUUGCCGAAAUUCUCCAAUUAAUUUUUCAAGCAAAGAAACCCAAAUUUUUGUGUUAGAAAAUCUCUCUCUCUCUCUCUCUCUCUCUCUCUCUCUGGUUGGUGAUUGAGAUACAUAGAGAGAGCAAGAAGAAAUAGAAGAAUCAAGCAUAGAGUAGAAGAAGAAUCAAGCAUAGUGAACAAGGAACGGCAAUGGUAGAGACGGGGAGCCACCACCACAACCACAGCCACCAGCCACCGCCGCCUCAGGGGAGUCUGCCUUCAAUACUUGGAGCUGCGAAGGGCCCCGUUUACCCUCCCGCCGAGCAACUCCUCCAGCUCCAGUACUGCAUCCACUCCAACCCUUCAUGGCCACAUACAGUUCUACUGGGUUUCCAACACUAUAUCGUGAUGCUUGGUACCACAGUUUUGAUUGCCACUAUUCUCGUGCCUCAAAUGGGUGGGAGUCCUGGCGAUAAAGCCCGAGUGAUUCAAUCGUUGUUGUUUAUGUCGGGAUUGAAUACCCUUCUGCAAACCUGGUUCGGGACAAGACUCCCUACGGUGAUGGGUCCAUCAUUGGCAUAUCUAAUCCCUGUGUUGUCGAUUAUCAAAGAUUUAUCUAAUGACAGCUUCCCAUCAGAGCAUCAGAGGUUCCUUCACACUAUGAGAGCUAUUCAAGGAUCCUUGAUAGUGUCUUCCUUCAUUAAUAUCAUACUCGGUUAUGGUAGGGUAUGGGGAAAGUUUACAAGGUUCUUUAGUCCUGUUGUUAUUGUGCCAGUGGUAUGUCUGGUGGGUCUUGGUCUGUUUGGAAGGGGCUUCCCAGAGCUUGCCAAGUGCGUGGAGAUUGGUCUGCCCAUGCUAUUAUUACUGGUUGUCUCCCAGUAUUUGAAGCGCCUCCAUCCAAUUGGCCUUUUGGUACUUGAGCGGUAUGCUUUGCUUAUCUGCGUUGGGCUUAUCUGGGCUUUUGCAGCUAUUCUUACUGCAUCUAGUGCUUACAACCAUGUUAAGAAUGAGACUGCACAGAGUUGUCGUAUUGACCGUUCUUACCUUUUGUCAUCUGCACCAUGGAUCAAAUUUACGUACCCUUUCCAGUGGGGUACUCCAAUAUUCAGAGCAAGCCAUGUCUUCGGGAUGAUGGGGGCUGCACUGGUUUCGACUGCGGAGUCCACUGGAACAUUCUAUGCUGCAGCACGGCUUGCAGGUGCUACAUUACCGCCAUCUCAUGUUCUUACCCGAAGCAUUGGUCUGCAGGGUAUUGGCCAGCUGCUUGAAGGGAUAUUUGGUUCUCUUGUUGGUACCACUGCUUCUGUUGAAAAUGUAGGACUUCUCGGACUGACUCAUGUUGGGAGCAGAAGAGCAGUGCAGCUAUCCACUGCUUUCAUGAUCUUCUUCUCCAUAUUUGGAAAGUUUGGGGCCUUCUUUGCAUCAAUACCUUUGCCAAUAUUUGCUGCCAUAUACUGCAUCUUGUAUGGUAUUGUUGCUGCUAUUGGGAUUUCGUUCAUUCAAUUUGCAAACAACAACUCCAUGCGAAAUAUUUAUGUUCUGGGCCUUUCUCUGUUCCUUGGAAUAUCAAUACCGCAAUAUUUUGUCUCUCACACUGAUUUGUCGUCUGUCCCUGUCCAUGGGCCUGUUAAAACCAAUGCUGGAUGGUUCAAUGACAUAUUGAAUACAUUUUUCUCUUCGCCUCCGACUGUGGCAAUGAUCGUUGGGACGACACUGGAUAACACAUUUGAAGCACACAGCCGAGAGGAAAGAGGGAUUCCGUGGUGGGCACCCUUCCAGUCGAGGAGGGGUGAUAGCAGAACCGAGGAGUUUUAUAAUUACCCUCUUAGGAUAAAUGAGUUAAUCCCUUCCAGGUUUCGCUAAAAUACUCUGCAGACACUUGUAUAUUACUUAUGUAUAAGUUUAGUGUUUUAUUAGACAGUCACCUCAUUUAAAUCAACUUUUUGUUUUAAAUCAUGUACUUGUAAUUUUGUGGAUAUGAAGUUUGAACUGAGUUAACAGAAAGCUUAUGUUGGCUUCACAAGGUUAUAGAGUUAAUGAUAGGAUUUAGCUUUUGUCAAGUUAUCAUAUCAAUUUGAGAGAGCUUGGCUUAGUAGGCUUAUUUUAGAAUUGAUGUUGGUGGUUUGAAUAGUUUA